This is a messenger RNA of Jaculus jaculus (lesser Egyptian jerboa), 387 nucleotides long. RefSeq names its product 60S ribosomal protein L31-like. The coding region runs from base 10 to 387 and encodes 125 amino acids. NCBI's taxonomy places the organism in Eukaryota, Metazoa, Chordata, Mammalia, Rodentia, Dipodidae. The record is from RefSeq and is a predicted model, not a curated record. The transcript has a single exon. Gene Ontology annotation, cellular component: cytosolic large ribosomal subunit; ribosome. Gene Ontology annotation, molecular function: structural constituent of ribosome. Gene Ontology annotation, biological process: cytoplasmic translation.
CCUGGCAGAAUGGCUCCCAUUAAGAAGGACAGUGAGAAAAAGAAGGGCCUUUCUGCCAUCCACAAGGUGGUGACCCAAGAAUGCGCCACCAACAUUCACAAGUGCAUCCAUGGAGCGGGCUUCAAGAAGCGGGACCCUCAGGCCCUCAAAGAGAUCCAGGAGUUUGCCAUGAAGGAGAUGGGUACUCCAGAUGUGCACCCUGACACCAGGCUCAAUAAAGCUGUGUGGGCCCAGGGAAUAAGGAAUGUCCCAUAUUGUACCUGUGCACGGUUGUCCAGGAAACGGAAUAAGGGUGAAGAUUCAACAAACAAGCUUUAUACUUUGGUGACCUAUGUCCCUAUUACCACAUUCAAAAAUCUAAAGACUGUCAACGUGGAUGAGAAGUAA